Messenger RNA from Cloeon dipterum, 1010 nucleotides. Its product is annotated as coiled-coil domain-containing protein 28A. NCBI's taxonomy places the organism in Eukaryota, Metazoa, Arthropoda, Insecta, Ephemeroptera, Baetidae. The transcript is spliced from 5 exons. The coding region runs from base 233 to 889 and encodes 218 amino acids. The record is from RefSeq and is a predicted model, not a curated record.
GUUGGCAACUUUGAUUUUCAGCUGAUUCACCAAAAAAGUAUUUUUUAUGUCAAGAAGUGUCACAGGGAAUUUCCUCUAGAAUCUGCCCGGUUGCUCGCUUGUUCUUUAAAUAUUGCUCAUGAACAGAAGAAGCUCAAUACCAUGAACGCUGAGCAGGCUUAAACUGUGGGGACAACCAUUAUCUCAAGAGAAACAAUAAAAGGAGAGGAGAGCUGAUUUCCUUAUCGCAAUAAUGGGGGAGGAAUGCGAGUUGCGGCACUUGAUGCUCUCAACCGAGGCUGACGAAGAAGACUCUCCAGACAGAGAAGAGCAGCCGUCGCCUCCACCAGUGGUUCCGCCAGCCAGAAUGAAAAGCAAGUCGUCCAACAACAGCUCUGCUAAAGAAGGGCCGUCGAGGGAAAGUAGGAGUCAAACACCGUUGACAACAAAAGUGGUUUACGUCAAUGAGAAGACUGACAGCAGAGAGAGAAAUCUUGACGCAAGACAGGGCUCGGUCAAAUCUGUCGCCAGAAUGCACAAGCCAAGAAAGGUUGGUAAUGUGGUGAGACCUCUGCAGCACCACUCUUUUCUCUCAGAUGUUGCGGACGUGAGAGGUAUGGAAAAGGCUCUGCUGAAACUUUUGGAAGACUUUCACUCGGGACAAUUGAGAGCGUUUGGCCAGGACUGCAGCAUGGAGCAGAUGGAGGAGAUCCGAGAGCAGCAAGAGCGUCUGGCCAGAAUGCAUUUUGACCUUGGGGCUCAGCAAGAGCUGUACGCCCCCUUGAGCGACGAAGGCCUCAGGGCCGGACAAGAGAACCUAGACCGAUUAAUGGGAGCGCUUGAACAACUCAGUUUGUCUAUUGAACGGCUCCAUUUGAAUGAGCAGGACGGUCUAGUUUUCACAGAUUAGUCACAUAAAAAAUCACAAUCUUGUUUUUAGUUAAGGAGUCUUGCUCUCUUUUUAAUAUAUUCCUGUGUUUAAUAAAUUUUGUAUGAUUUUGUGAAAUAAAGUUCCUUAUUCAGAAUAAAAA